AUGGCGGCGGAAGCGUUCCUCAAGCUAGAUCAGAAUGCACUCAGGCUGAUCUUUGACAAGGCUGGGGUUUCCAUAGCCACGGUCAAGGAGGUCUGCAAGGAUUGGCUGCUGGUGGGGAGGCGCAUCUGCCGGAAGCUGACGUUGACUGGGAAUGAGGUCAUUCCUAGGGAUGGAACAGCGGGGGUCCUGAGCUGCCUGCAAGAUGUGAAGACCCUGGUCAUAGAGAAAGGCUGCUUCCGCAGAGGAUCCAAGCUGCGCCAGAGCACGUUGAAAAGCAUCGUAGCUGGAGUGUCGUACAGGCAUGUGCAGAUAACGAGCCCCCCACUCAAGACCUGUCCUGGGCUAGUUGCGACCCUUCACAAACACCUCAACAUGGACAGGCUGAAAUGCAUUUGUCUGUCUGCCCCGUGCAUCCCGAAAGUGCUGCUGGCCUUCCUGAUCAGUCAAGGGAGAUGUCUGGAGACCAUCCUCAUGGGGGGCACAGAGGAUGGAGACCUCUCAGCUGCCUUGCAGUCGAUUCUGAUCAACCACAGCGUCAAGAAUUUCGCUCUCAACGGACACACGAUCUCCGACAUGCAUCCCUUAUCGACAGCCCUUCCCAUGCUGUCGUACCUGAGCGUGGAGGUGUUCGGAGAGGUGGACUGGGCUGGUCUGAAAGGACUCAAAGAGCUUCAGCAGCUCUACGUCGCGAUCAAAGGCUCCCACCCGUCCGAAGGAGGCCUGUUCGAGACUCUGGCAGAAAUGAAGGGCGUGACCGUGGUGGAUACCUUGGCUCUAGCGUUUGCCGGGCGUGACAUGCUAGAAGUAGACAUCAUGACAGGUAGUGCGGGUGUAGGAACCGUGGUCACGGAUGGCUUGCUGGCAGCCACGUCGGGAACGAUCAGACACCUGGUCAUCGACAUAGCCAACCUACACAUGGCCGCGGAUGCGGGCAGCCCCCACCCCAUUACCGGGUGCACUGGUUACGACCUAGACAAGGCGAGAGCGUUGGCGGUGGCGUUGCGAUCGAAGAGGGUCUAUAGUAUUUCUCUGCGCGCGGGCAGGGAGUGCGGAUCGUUGGGCGAUUGUGUCUGCCCUUCGGACUUGUUGGAGGUAUUGAUGGACGAUGGAACGGAUGGCUUCGAGGGGACGAAGAGGAAGCGCCCAGACAUCGCUCUACGAAUCCAACAGCGAAGGGGCAAAGAGACCUCUGUGGUACAGACGGGAUGGAACGUCCUCUGUCAGGACCUCGUAAUCAGAGACCGGAUCGAAGAGAUCAUCCCAGAAGUGACUCGCAUCCGAAUCGAGACCUGCCUCCUGCUCAACCUGCACUUUAUCCGCCUUCUCGAGGAAGGGAGACCCAUACCCGUCAUCGACCAGAAUCUGGUCGGUCGGGCGAUGCAGUGCACAUAUGCCAGAAAAGCACAAGCAGACUCGGAACUCCAAGAGACAUUCGACCAUCACUACCUGCCCCUCUGCCCCAAUCGCCCAGUCAACAGCUGCCUUCCUCGCAUCACCAACAUCCUCCUGGACCUCCGCAACCAACUGCUCUGCAACAUCAAGAAUCACGUCUCGGUCCUCUUCCAGUCACGACACAAGGCCUUCAUGAAGCUCCUCCUGCGAGAAGCAGCCCCGGGCGUGCCUUUCUUCGAGGAGGCGGACGAGGAUCUGGAGUCGUGCACCCGGCUGUUGACGACCGCCACGUUGUGGCGCCCGAACGAAACCGUCCGAGAGUUGCUGCCGGAGUAUCCUCGCAUAUAUGGAAGGAUCCCAGAGGCUGCCAUCGAGUGCCUGCAAGAUCUGGUAGACUCAGUCAGGCCGGAGGUCGGGCCGCUGCCUGCGGCGCCCCAGAGCAGACCUCACCUCUACAUGCCCUGGAUGAGGAUCAUCAGCGAGGAGUCAUCGGACCGAGAGCUGCGGUCUUUCUCGCUGGUGCCUCAUGCCUCCUUCUCCGCACCUUUCAUCGCAAUCACUCCUACCACAUGGCCCGAGCUGCAGCCCAAGACCGGCAAGAGAAAAGCUCCCAGAGAGCUCCGUGAUGCUUUUCCCUCCAUCGGAAGGCUGGAGAGCGGUGGGAAGACCUUCACAGACCGGAUCACCACGGACGGAGUGUCCGCUAGCGUGUACUUCUUGGUGGAGAAGAGAACGCCCCCUCCGGAGGACAGAAUGGUCCACAUCCACCCCAAGCAGCGCGUGGUGGGAUUGGACCCAGGAAAGCACCCUGACUUCCUCACGGGCAUCGCUUUGACGGGAGAUUGGGACGGAAUCGAGUGUCAAGAAGAGAUCAUUGGCCUGGGGACCAAAGACUUCUACCACCGAGCGGGAUUCAAGAAACGGACGUUCCUCAUGCACACCUGGAUGUCCAGAGACCUGGAUGUAGCAGCAUUCAACGAGAAUGCUCCUUCGGGGAACACCGUGAACCUGGAGGACUUCGGGAAGAGGGUGACCUCCGUCUGUGCAAACCUGUACGUCCUGGUACGCUUUCACACCGCGAGAAGGGUCCGAAAGCUGAGAAGGCGAGUGACUAUCAAGAAGCAGAUCGAGGUGGACAGAGCCUGCAAGAGGAUCACGGCAGGGAAGAAGACCGUGGUAGCUUUCGGGGCCGCACAGGUGUGGCCUGGCAGGACCAAGAGGCAGUGUGGUCCAUGCGAGUCAGUGAAGAGGCGACUCAGCAGCCACCACAAGGCGACGGUGGUCAUGACAGACGAGUUCAGGACGAGCCAGGUGUGCAGCACGUGCCACUCGGACGUCGGCAAGUUCGCCGUGCUGAAGAGGCAGCAUGUGACGGAGGAUGGGAUUCCGACUGUGACCGAAGGAGGGCGUCGUGAGGACGAAGACGAGGACGGAGGAGGGAGGACGAGCUACAAGACAUGCCACAACGUGCGAGCGUGUACUAACCCGCUCUGUCGCAUGGUGUGGAAUAGAGACGUCAAUGCAGCUCGUAACAUAGCUUGGAUCUGUAUGAGCAUAGCGAGAGGCGAGGACAGGCCGGCAGAGUUCACGAGAGCAGGAGUCUGGGGAUGA
Molecule: messenger RNA, 3003 nt
Organism: Klebsormidium nitens
Lineage: Eukaryota; Viridiplantae; Streptophyta; Klebsormidiophyceae; Klebsormidiales; Klebsormidiaceae
Source: the annotation of a GenBank genome assembly